AUGUGGUUAGUCAGUGAGCGUCGGGGCCGAGCCGACGGCGACGGCACGGAUCACGAUAUUCGAAGCGCGGGAGAGCCGCGCUGCUCGCUCAGCCAGCGCACCGGCCACAGCACGGUGGAGUUCAAGAGUGCGGCGUGCGCGGGGGCCGUAGAGCCGCCCGCGCCGCCUCUCGCCGCUCUGCCGGACCCACAGCAGUUCAACAUCUUCCCGGCCUUUUUCAGCCGUCAGCUGAACUUCAGCAGUGGUGGCGGUAGCGGUCAAGGCUCAAAGAUCAUGGAGGAACUCAGACCGAACUUGGUGGGCGGUUUACUUGGCGUGCCAGGACUCCUGGACGAGCAUCAGUCGGAUGCAAAAUUUUUACAAUCAGGUGCGGAAAGCAAAUAUACGCCAGACAAGGGCCGAAAGUGCAGCAAUGCAUCAUCAUCAUCAGCUGAGGAAUUUGGAGGAUUAUAUGGCGGUGAUCAUGCGGCUACUCCGCCUGCGCCUCCUCUUAGUCGCUCCUUACAAGAUCACACAGCUGAAGGAGCGUUCAAAAAAUUGAAGCCUGAACCUGGCGGGACAAGCACUUCAGGGGGCGCGUCAGCACUCUCCCCCUCUCUAGGACCACAACACGCUGGACAUACGCCUACCACAGCGUCCUGUCCCACGCCUGCAAGACGACGUCACAGAACGACAUUUACGCAGGAACAGUUAGCAGAAUUAGAGGCAGCGUUCGCAAAAUCUCACUACCCCGACAUCUAUUGCAGAGAGGAACUAGCGCGAACGACGAAGCUCAAUGAAGCAAGAAUACAGGUUUGGUUUCAAAACCGUCGAGCGAAAUACCGCAAACAAGAGAAACAGUUGCAGAAGGCACUCGCGCCGGCCGUACUGCCGGGCUGUAACGGCAUGAUGCGGAACAUACAAGGCUACAGGGGAUACCAACCCUACCCGCAUCCUAAUACCAUCAACAGAUAUCCACAGCACCACGGCAGCUAUGAGGAGCUGCAAAAGGAUAUCUUCUCGCUCUCGCAGAUGGGCGGAGGCUCAUACCCGAUGCCGCAGGGUUUCUCCAUGGGCCACGGCGCCAAUAUGAGCGCCGUCGGCAUGCGACAGGAUACUAUGGGCAUGAGCGCAGAAGACGAGUGGUACAACAAGUCGCUGUCCGCGCUGCGGAUGAACAGCGGCCACCACGCAAACCUGGCCGCCGCCCCUAUGCUCCAAUACCAGACCUAAUCGCUGCUGCACGGCGCCGACUACUCCCCGGCGCCGCACGACUACGCGUCCCCGUAGUCGCUUGGAGUACACGCGCGGUCGUUAAAGGUAAUGUAUGCAUAAAGCUUACUGCACACGUAGCGUGAUUUAAUUAAACGUGAUUAUUUUUUAAAGCUGGACGUCAAAUUCUGGGUUUAUAUACAUUUGAAUUAUUUUGAUAUUAAAUGCGUAGGAGCGCCCUUGAGUAAAUAGUUUGCAUAAAUCGUCAAAGGAUAGAUAUGCAGAAACUAACUCAUCUAGCUUAAAUCUGUGGUAGCCAUUUUAUUUUGUAGAUAUUUAUUUAAAAUCUUAUGUGUAAAUUUUAUAUUUAUAAUGAAUUCAUAAAAAAUUAUA
This is a messenger RNA of Vanessa tameamea, 1584 nucleotides long. RefSeq names its product homeobox protein unc-42. The record is from RefSeq and is a predicted model, not a curated record. NCBI's taxonomy places the organism in Eukaryota, Metazoa, Arthropoda, Insecta, Lepidoptera, Nymphalidae. The transcript is spliced from 6 exons. Bases 1 to 1212 code for a protein of 403 amino acids. Gene Ontology annotation, molecular function: DNA-binding transcription factor activity, RNA polymerase II-specific; RNA polymerase II transcription regulatory region sequence-specific DNA binding. Gene Ontology annotation, biological process: regulation of transcription by RNA polymerase II.